Molecule: messenger RNA, 3136 nt
Organism: Bombus huntii
Lineage: Eukaryota; Metazoa; Arthropoda; Insecta; Hymenoptera; Apidae
Product: tachykinin-like peptides receptor 99D
Exons: 5
Coding region: 205-1548 (447 amino acids)
Biological process (GO): G protein-coupled receptor signaling pathway
Cellular component (GO): plasma membrane
Molecular function (GO): tachykinin receptor activity
Source: RefSeq, a predicted model, not a curated record
ACGAAAAGUGAUGAAACGAAUCGUGUUGAUCGGACGUUCUUAAAUUGGUAUUUGUGCGAGGUGAGUAGUCACCUGUACGUAAUUUCCAAUAAAAGACUCGUACUAAAGUUUGUACUAAAUUAAGAGUAAAUCAAAAGAUAAUCGAAAGACGUGUAUCCGAAGAUAGAUAGUUUGUCAGCGAAUUAAGAAAUUUUUGCGAGAAAAAUGCAGAACCUCCAAGUUUUUGUAAAUUCAACGCCCGACCCGUUGAACAUGACACUACUGAUGGAAAAUAACACUUACUACAAUAACACGAAUAUCACGGAUUUACAAUUGAGAAAUCAAUUCAUACUUCCGUGGUGGAGACAAAUGAUCUGGACCUUGCUGUUCGCCUGUAUGAUCGUCGUGGCAACUGGUGGCAACCUGAUAGUCAUUUGGAUUGUAUUAGCGCACAAACGGAUGCGCACGGUCACUAAUUAUUUCUUGGUAAACUUAAGCAUCGCAGAUGCGAUGGUGUCUACGUUGAACGUUACGUUCAAUUACAUCUACAUGUUGAACAGUCACUGGCCCUUUGGCACGCUCUACUGCAAGAUCUGUCAGUUCGUCGCUGUGCUCACUAUAUGCGCCAGUGUCUUCACUUUAAUGGCAAUUUCUAUAGAUAGAUACAUGGCCAUCAUGAACCCGUUGAGACCUCACAUGGGUAAAAGAGCUACCCUCUGCAUAGCGAUUUUCAUUUGGAUCGUAGGAGCUAUCCUCUCGCUACCGAUGCUACUCUUCUACACAACAUACACUCAAAACUUUGCAAACGGCGAAAUACGAGUGAUCUGCUACGGCGAUUUUCCCAACAGAGACGACAAUGGUCUCAGUUACGACGAAUACUUAUAUAAUGUGAUCUUUAUGGUACUGACGUAUGUUUUACCGAUUGGAUCGAUGACGUUCACGUACGCCAGAAUUGGUUUGGAGUUAUGGGGUUCGCAAAGCAUCGGCGAAAAUACCGCCGGGCAAUUGGAAGGUAUAAGGAGUAAGCGCAGGGUUGUGAAAAUGAUGAUUGUUGUCGUAGUAAUAUUUGCAGUAUGCUGGCUACCGUUUCACGUGUACUUCAUCAUAACGUCAUACUUCCCGGAGAUUACAAACGAGCCAUACAUCCAAGAAGUUUUUUUAGGUAUUUACUGGCUCGCCAUGUCUAACAGCAUGUAUAAUCCCAUAAUCUACUGUUGGAUGAACUCCAGAUUUCGGCGAGGAUUUGCCCACUUUUUCUCCUGGUGUCCGAUGGUACAGGUUGCCGCCGAGCCCUCGUUAUCACGUUCCGAAGCGUUAACGUCUCGAUACAGUUGCACCGGAAGUCCUCAAACCAACACCAGGAUAUCACGGAACGGUACGUGUACGUCUUCCUGCACACCCUCGGAACGUCCUUGCACCACAUCGUCCACAACAUCCACGAGCGAGUCACGCUUCGAACACGACGACGCCCACACGGAUGCACGAAAUUCUUACAUAGAUUUGCACGACUUCACCGUUACCAGCGUCGUCCUUGGCGAAACCAAUGCCGACGUGAAUCGCGAGACGUAGUAACGAAAUCGACUUUGAAACCCCGAUCGUUGUUUCCUUCGAUAUCCGGUUCGAUUCUUUUCGAUAAUUUACCCCGCGGAACAACUUUCUAAUCGAAAGCAUCGAUGAAAAUAAUCAUUACACUUCAGGGUCUAAAAUAUCAAUGUUAAACACAUACGAUUAGAUUCGCGUUUACGUGUACAUUUUUUUGGAAGAAAAAUUAUUAUCAAUUAACCCUCGCGGCUAUGAGACGAUCGUUUCGAAUGCAAGCAUCGAAUAAAACCACAGAAUGGAUUUUUUAACGCUUUCUAGUUAUAUCGUGAUAGUGCGAUCAGCAAAGACAUGUGAAACACAAAAUUCAAUUUUCUAACUUCUCUAGAUUUCUAUUAGCUUCAUAGUGUUCGUAUUGUAUGUAAUUUGUAUCGUGCUGUAGAGUGUUUUAUUGCAUAGUUUUCAUCAUUUUCUCAUGGUUUUCUUAUUUUUACACAUGUAAGUCUGUAGCUUUUAUUACGCAACCUAUAAUUCCUAAAGUUUUAUGAUGUUUGGAAAUUUGAUCCUAUUCUUAGAGUUUCAUAGUUUUUAGAAACUUGUAAUAAAGAUGCAACAGUAACUAUAUAAAGAUAAAUAAAUAUAUUUUUCGAAUAAAAUUCGUAAUUAUAAUUUUUUCUCUUCCCGUCUGUACGCGACGAUUUUCAAAUUACUAUGGAAAUUGAAAUUUCAUACAUGGUUGGAACAUAACCGAUUCAUUGUUGUCCGCGGUCUGCCGUUUGAGGGUUAAUAAAAUAAUAUACAUAUAUUUCUAGUACGUAUAUAGUAUGCCAAAUAAUUUUCUAUUUUUCUUUUAUCAACGACUAAUUUAUCAACAAUGCUUGUCUUCGUAAUCGCGAUACACGGUUGAAUUACCAACAAUCGCCCGAUUGUAACGAAUAUUAACAAUGCGUUUAUAGCUUUUUCAUACAAUGCGGUUGAUGUGAAAACUAUUCAUCGUCAUAUGUAAUCUCAGAUAUAUGUAUACAAUUAUACAUUUUAGGCCCUGGUAUUUCGUCAUCGAACGAUUCAUAAAAAAAAGAUUUACACAAAUGGAAUGCGGGAGCUUGAAGUUAUUUUACAUACAGGUACAUAUGUACCUAUGUACUUUUGUUUAAUUGAUAAAAAAAGUGAAAAAUAUAUCGCAGGUGUAUUAAAGUGACGUAAUAUAUAUCGGGUCUUAUUCAAAUACAAUGAGAUAUAAUAUCAACGUCAUGAUAUAAAGCCGCCACAAUGUUGUCUUCUUCUUAUCGACAAUUUUAUGAUCGAUGAUUUUUGUCGUUUAGAACUUUCACCUUAAGAUUUAUUAUCGUUACUCGACUUUGAAAUAACAAAAAAGACAAAACUACGGAUAAAAAUAAAGUAUCGCGUUACCAAAAGAAGGCGCAGCAAUUUACGAAUAACUCCAAUCUCCCGUAUGUAACUUAAAAAUGAAUUUUUACACGUGUGCUUGUACAUUAAUCCAUUAAGGACGAAACAGUGAAAUAAUCCGGAAAAGUUGCGCAAAUGCAAUGUUAUUUAAGAGUAUAGAUAAAAUAACUUUUACAGUACCGUUUUGUUAAGAUCAAAAAAAAGAAAAUAA